Messenger RNA from Dictyostelium purpureum, 880 nucleotides. RefSeq lists its product as uncharacterized. Bases 1 to 840 code for a protein of 279 amino acids. Gene Ontology annotation, molecular function: RNA binding; structural constituent of ribosome. Gene Ontology annotation, biological process: cytoplasmic translation; ribosomal large subunit assembly. The record is from RefSeq and is a predicted model, not a curated record. Lineage: Eukaryota; Evosea; Eumycetozoa; Dictyosteliales; Dictyosteliaceae. Gene Ontology annotation, cellular component: cytosolic large ribosomal subunit; ribosome. The transcript has 2 exons.
AUGUAUGACGAGAUUAUCUCUUUUUCACACUACACGUAUAAAUCCUUUUUGAACCACCAAUUUCAAUCAAUCUAUCAAUAUCUUUAUGGAUUAACAUCAAAUAUAAUCAAAUAUCAAAUACAGGCCAGAUUAGAAAACCCAACCGUUGCUAAAGGUCUCAGACUUUACUCAGCUCGUUCAUUCGCCAACAGAACCAGAACUUUUGUUGCCAAAACCAAAAAAGUCACCACCGCCAAAAAGACUGAAGCUGUUGCUGCCAAAAAAGAAAAAGUCUUCGGCAAAAACAAACAAGCUCGUGUUAUCACUGCCAAAGCUCCAAAAUUCUCAGCCUCAAUCCCAGCUGAAAUUAGAGCCGUUGCCAACAAAAAAGUUAACACCAAAGUUGCUCUUCGUAAAUCAAUCACCCCAGGUACCGUUUUAAUCAUCCUCGCUGGUCGUUUCGCUGGUAAACGUGUUGUUUUCUUAAACCAACUCGCUUCAGGUCUUCUUUUAGUCACUGGUCCAUUCAAAGUUAACGGUGUUCCAUUACGUCGUAUUGACCAAAGAUACGUCAUCGCCACCUCAACUAAAGUUGAUGUCUCAGGUGUUAAAGUUGCUGAAUCAAUCAACGAUGCUUACUUCAACGUUGAAAAGAAAUCAACCAAAAAAUCAGAAGACGCUUUCUUCAAAGAUGAAAAGAAAGUCGAAAAGAAGAAAAUCGCUGAUUCACGUGUUGCUGAUCAAAAAUCAGUUGAUGCUUCAAUCUUAGCUGCCCUCAAGAAAGACAAAACUUUAACCAUCUACUUAAAGACCAAAUUCUUCCUCAAGAAAGGUGAAUACCCACAUCAACUCAAAUUCUAAAUAAAUCACCAUUAAAAAAAUUAUAAUUAUAUAAAAAAUU